UGGUCAUUGAUUGGCAGGAGGCAACUAGGGAUUUUUGUUAUAUCAUACGAAUUUUUGUUUGCUAAAAAGCGAUUGGUAGCUUAGAGGCAUUAAUCGGAAUGGCGAAGGCGUCGUCCGAGGCACACGGUUGCCGGAGAGUGUUGGAGUUUUACAGUGGAAUCGGCGGCAUGAGGUACUCUCUGAUGAAGGCCCAGGUGAAUGCCGAAGUGGUGGAAGCAUUUGAAAUUAACGACACAGCAAACGACGUUUACCAACAUAAUUUUGGUCAUCGUCCUUUUCAGGGAAACAUUCAAUGCCUGACUGCUGCUGAUCUGGACAAGUAUGGUGCCGAUGCAUGGCUUCUUUCUCCUCCUUGCCAACCUUAUACACGACAAGGCCUUCAGAAGGACACUGGAGAUGCCCGAGCAUUUUCUUUUCUUCAGAUUCUUGAGCUCUUGCCAUUUCUAUUGAAGCCUCCAAGUAUGUUAUUUGUAGAAAAUGUUGUUGGAUUUGAGACUUCUGAUACACAUGCAAAACUGGUCGACAUAUUGGAAAAGACAGAUUUUAUCACACAGGAGUUCAUUCUGACCCCUUUACAGUUUGGAAUCCCAUAUUCCAGGCCUCGUUAUUUUUGUCUGGCUAAGAGGAAAACUUCAUCUUUUGUAAAUGAAUGUUUAAAUCGCCAGCUGAUUCAGUCUCCGGGGCCAUUAUUUGAGUACUUUGAUACAGUGACUGAUGAUGAAGAUGAUUCGUCAAAAGAGGACAGACAUAAAUUGUUGCAGUUAUGUCAACCUAUUGAGAAAUUUCUUGAAUUGAAGAAAGCUGACAGCGAUAUACCUGUUGAACCAGCUACUAUAAUGUCUAGUUUUUCUAAUGAUGUUCCUGGGACUUCGGGAAUAACUAAUGGUCAUGAAUAUGAAUCUUUGGACCAAUAUUAUGUUCACCCAAGCUUGAUAGAACGGUGGGGAAGUGCUAUGGAUGUUGUCUAUCCUGAUUCAAAGCGCUGCUGCUGUUUCACAAAAAGUUAUUACAGAUACGUGAAGGGAACUGGAUCCCUUUUGGCAACUGUCCAGCCGAUGAAGAGGGACAAAAGUUCACUGAAGGAGCAAUGUCUCAGAUAUUUUACCCCGAGAGAGGUUGCCAACCUACACUCUUUUCCUGAAAAAUUUGAGUUUCCAGAGCACGUUAGUCUCAAGCAAAGGUAUGCCUUGUUAGGGAACAGUUUAAGCAUAGCAGUUGUUGCUCCCUUACUUAAGUAUCUUUUCACCGAACCUUAAUGAUUUUCGAUCGCGACAUUCGUUCGACAGAAGCAGAUAGAUAUUUCAUAGGGCCUUCUCCUGUAAUUUUGCUAUGAUAAUGAGAUCAUGUAUCAUAAUGCUGUGAGUUCGUGUGUCGAUCAUAACGAUCCAACACUCACGAGUUUGGCCACUUCAGAAUUCAAAUGUAGUUUACUAAUGAGGGAUACUAAAAUGUAAAUGAUAUUUGGGAGAAAUUUAAAAUGUACUUAUCCGGCAUCUUGUAGAAGAAAUGAUAGCAUCUUGUAUCAAAUUUGAAUUUAAACAGAUUUGAGGAAAUAUGCAGUUAAAUUUAAGUGUU
Messenger RNA from Vigna radiata var. radiata (mung bean), 1575 nucleotides. RefSeq names its product tRNA (cytosine(38)-C(5))-methyltransferase. Gene Ontology annotation, molecular function: methyltransferase activity. Lineage: Eukaryota; Viridiplantae; Streptophyta; Magnoliopsida; Fabales; Fabaceae. The record is from RefSeq and is a predicted model, not a curated record. Bases 99 to 1256 code for a protein of 385 amino acids. The transcript is spliced from 10 exons.